AUGAAGCACGACCACUGGCUCAAGGCUGCGUCUGCAGCUGUCUUGCUUUUCCCAGGUCCUUCGGCAGCUUUCUGGCGACUUCCCUGUCGUGGACGUGCUGGAGUGGCUCGUAUAGAUCCCUUGAUGGCGCCAGGAAGGAUCUCUGACCAUGUCCACGUUGUCCAUGGAUCUGGCAAUUUCGCAGAGACAGCUGACCAGGCCACCCUUCGCGAAGCCGACUGCACUUCGUGCGCCGUGACUCAGGAUAAGUCUGCCUACUGGACUCCGGCUUUGUACUUUCAGCAUGCGAAUGGGACGGCGGAGCUGGUCGAGCAAGUGGGCGGUAUGCUUGUAUACUACCUCUUGUACGGAGAAAACGUCACUGCAUUCCCGAACAACUUCCGCAUGAUUGCUGGCGAUCAGUUCCAGCGAAACUUCACCUGGCCAGUCCCCGAUCCGCCCAAGUCGGAGUGGUCCGGCGCUCAGGCAUCGCAAUUCGCCCUGCGGCAGAAGGCAAUCGGUUUCAACUGUCUCAACUACAACGCUGCUCCGGAACCGUCUCUCUAUCGCCAUUACCUGCCAGACAAGGCGUACUUGGACGAGAACUGCCCGGAUGGAGUCCGCUUCGAACUGAUGUUCCCUUCCUGCUGGAACGGCAAGGACGUGGAUUCCCACGACCAAAAGUCUCACAUGGCCUAUCCGAGCGAAGUCAUGGAUGGCGUCUGCCCCGAAGGCUUCGAGACGCGGCUCGUUUCGCUGUUCUACGAAACGAUCUGGAACACGUACGCGUUCAAGGACUGCGAAGGCGAGUUCGUCAUUUCCAACGGCGAUCCGACCGGUUACGGCUACCACGGCGACUUCAUCCAGGGCUGGGACCCGGACUUUCUGCAGCAGGCUGUCGAUACCUGCACCAACCUGUCUGGAGAGGUCAGCGACUGUCCUCUCUUCGAUUUGCAGGACGACGAAGCGCAGGGAGAAUGCCGCUUCGAUGUGCCGUAUGCAGUGAAGGCCGAGGAUGUCUUCGCGCAUCCCACGGGCAUACCGGGAAACGUCCCCAUCCAGUCUGGGCCUGCGUACGCGACGGAGUGGUGGACGACGGCGACGAGCACGUCGUCAUGCUCGAGCGAAAUCUCCACUGGCUUGCCUAGCAUACUGCCGACGACCAUCACGCCGUCCACAACAGCUCCUUCAUCUCCCUCUCCUGCCGCCCCAACAAGCAGCACCUCUUACACGACCGUCUCCGAAGACGUCGAAUACGACAUCGUAGUCGUGAAGGAAGAAGUCGUCGUUCUGCUCGGCGAAGACGGUGAGCCCGUGGCCACUACGACGGGCAGCCCCCUGACAGUCGCUACAUCGACAUCCACCUCGUCCACCAUCAUAACCGAACCUAUCGUUCAAGCGACAGGCGUUGCACAGCAGGACCAUGGUGCUACAGCCGCAGCCAAACGAGACCAAGUCCCUGGCCACCGUCGCGCGCCUUCGCAAAUCCACAACAGACACGGACAUGGCCACGCCCAUCGAAGAAGGGAGUACCAAGCAGGCGUAGGAGGAUGGUUCUGA
Messenger RNA from Rasamsonia emersonii CBS 393.64, 1539 nucleotides. RefSeq lists its product as uncharacterized. The transcript is spliced from 3 exons. The record is from RefSeq and is a predicted model, not a curated record. Bases 1 to 1539 code for a protein of 512 amino acids. Lineage: Eukaryota; Fungi; Ascomycota; Eurotiomycetes; Eurotiales; Trichocomaceae.